AUAGCUGCGACAGGACGGCAGAUAUUUCGGUCCUCAAGGUCUCUCUAGGAUAGCUGUAUACAACUAUUUAUGGUGGUCCUCAUUCAGUACAUAGCUAAAGGAUUUAAUUAAGGAAACAGCCUCCGGUGUAAUCUGUAUAAAUUAGUAAGUAGAUGUUUUUGGACACUAAAUUACGUUUUUUUAUUACUAUAAUACAUAAAUUUUGUGUUGUGUAUGAUGAGUAUGGUAGUCUUACAUCUUGCAACACUGCAUCGUCCGACUUCGUGACCUCUUAAAUAACAACCUAGAUGUAUCAGUUAGAUUGGACAGUUUCGGCAUUUGAAUGAAUUUAGUUGAAACAGUAUUGGUGUUCUUAACAAACGUGUGUAUGAACUAAUUAUCAAACGACAGAAUAUUUUUUUACUCAAGAAACUUAGGAAGUUUUACUGUUUUUAACUUUUGUAGAGGGAGUUAAAUACUAAGUUGUCAUACGAUUCUCAUUUAAUCAACAAUGAUGAUAAGUUUUGUGACCGUCAUGCAAAGACCCACUUCAAAUGGCCCUUAAUUCGUCAUAAAUCUGAAGAUAUUAGUACUUCAGGUUCUUUCAUUCAACCUGGGUACAAAUUCAGUUAUGAAACGGACUGUGAUGUUAAACAAAUCGAAUUUACAAAGCCAUCAGAUUUAAUCGCUCUCAGUGGUCUAGAUGGUCAGACACAGACAUUCAAUUUUAGUACAGCUUUUAAUUUUUCCCAAACAAAGUCUGUCGAUCAGGAUGCUAGUAAUAGCUACAAAACAAUUUUUACCUACUCCGAUCCUGUUACAAAUGUUAUAGAUUGUCAAUUAGACAUUUUUGAUUUUAUGGAUACUGGAUAUUCCAAAAAUGUAAACAGUCGAUUACAUUAUUCAUUCCUUGUCCUAUCAGCUUUAUUAUUGAUUAUAUUCUUUCCAUUCUUGUGUUGGUUUUAUGUGAAGCGUCUUGCGAAAAGUGAACGAAUCAUUGUAUUUCGACUCGGGAAACGAAUGAAAUCUAAAGGACCUGAGUACUAGUAUUUAUGAUGCUGCAUCAAAUAGACGCAAAAUCAUAGGAACUAGCAGUUUAAUUCGAUUCGCUUGAUGUUACUGCAUCCCGUGAACUGUAUGAUUUUAUUAUAAAGCUUCCACUGUGGUGCUACGUACUGCUUAUAUCUGAUUUCUCGUUCGCUACACCAUUAUCGUUCUAGACAAUAUUAUCAGCGCCCACUUCAAACAAAUAGUGGCCUCUUCCGAAUUACUCCACAAGUACGAAAUAGUUUUAUUUUCAUAACCUGGUAUAUGACUGACUUUCUCAUAGAUUUAUUUUAAUCCUAAUAUGCUUUUUCAUUCUUGUUUACUGUUGCGUUCGGUUAACUUUCGACUGAUUGAUUGACUGGCUUCUUCCUUACGGAUGAACAAAUUGGGUUUCCGUUGAUUUAAUUGUAAAUUGAGCCGAAUUUCAUGCUUCUAACAAUCUUGGCAUUGCCUUAUUUCAGAAAAAUAACAUUUUCCUGAUCAAAUAUUGUAUCAAUAGUUGAUUGCUUGUAUUUUUAUGAGUGAUAACGUAUGUUCCUUUUUUCCUACUGUAUACGAAGGUGAUAUCCACUACGUUUGAUAUAGUGAUUUCUCAUGUUUGUUUCUUUUAGUCUAUGCAAUGCAUUUGGUCGUAUUGCUUUAUUCUCACGUACUGGCAAAUUUUACAUAAAUUCAUAGCUUUAAUCUGACAAAUUAUCUUGUCGUUAUCAUUACUUUUAAUUCUUUUCCCUCCAGGUUGGGUAUUUCUGUUGCCUAUAUGUGAUCGUUACCACUUAAUUACUCUCGAUGAUCAACUAGUAAAAAUUAAACCUGUAUCUGGUGGUACAAAAGAUGAAGCUGUUGUAGAAGUGACAUGUUCAAUAGUAUUUUAUUUAUUAGAAUCAGAUUAUGCAUUUAGUAUAACUAACAAAAGCCCUUUGGAUAUUGUUACUACACAAACUCAAUUGUGUUUAUUAUCAGCAUUAACUCAUUUAGAAUGGUAUUAUUUAGAACAAGGUAAUGCAAAAAUUGACUUGGCUAAUGAAACAAAAGGCACAUUAAAUUCUCGUUGUGGUCCAUACGGCAUUCAUGUGAAAGAAGUUACUAUUGAUGGUUUAGUUCUACUCCGUCCGCCACCAUCGCAUAAUUCCAAGUCAAAUAUUGAACUGGUUACUAAACACUUGCAUCAAUUAUCAUGUGUAUUGCUGAAUAGUCGAGGUGAUAAACCGCUAAUAAAACCACCCACUAGUCAAUCGAAUGUAGAACAACAAAUAAUCAAUUUGUCUAAUGGUUCCGAACAAACUAAUUCAACAUCAAUGUCAUGUGAUACCACCGACAUAAUAUCAGACCCAGAAAUAACAACUACCACAAUAACUAAUGAAUCUAGUUCUGUUGAAACUACACCACUAAUAAAUAAAGUACAAAAACAGUAUAGUUUUAAGUCUUUAAAUACUCUGUCACAAUUACGCAUUUCACAUAAUUAUCCUGCUUUAUCGAAAGCAAUAACACGUGCUCAAGGUCUACUUAAUAGUAAUAUCGCUUGUCAAGCUCUUGAUUGUGCAUCAUUACAAUUAGUUAUAUCAAUGGAGAACAAAUUUGUCAAAGAUCAUUUACCAUUAUUGAAUUCAGUGGAAAAUCGAAAUUUUAUUCUACUUUAUUUGGAUGCUGGUACUGGAACUGUCGGUUCAGGUUGUCUACCAGUUGAUAAACAACCAGCAAAUGUUACACUUUUCAUACAUAUUGACGAUUUAACCGAUGUGGUAGAAGGUCGUUUAGAUGUAAUAAACGCAAUAAAAUCUGACAAAGCUUUCAUGACCGGUUCAUUAUCAGUGUUAUCAAAAAUGCGUCAUUUACUUUAUCUGCCUCCAGUUUAAGAAUAUGAUAAGCAUUAGUUACUAUUAGGCCAAAUGAUUGUGCAUUUCUUUUUCGACCAACAUUUACCCUGACCAAAUUUUUUUCUCUUAGUCGUUUUAAAUUAGUCAACUUUGUUCUUUUUCCUUUUUUAAAAAAAAAUUCGAAUCAUGUGUUUGUUAUUUAUUGUCUUAGUUCGAACCCGACAUUAUUUUACUUCAUAUUGAUUCAUAUUCAUUUGUUCUUUAUUGUCCUUAUUUCAUGUCAAAAAAAACAAAACAUUGUACUUUUUCUUAGGUCUCACACCUAAAUGGAAUGCAUUAUGUUAUUGGGUGUUUUAUUUCGUUUCAGUAGUCAAAACGCAUUUCAAUCAUGAACAUUUUCAUCAUUUAUUAAUUGCUUAUUCUAGUUCGGCAAUUUUUAUGCGAAUAAUAUACAUAUAUAUGUAUUUUAAUAUCAUUUUACAUAUAAGCUGAUCUCUCGUUAUUAUAGUUAUCUUUGUUGGCAUUAUUGAAUUUCAUUACAAUAAUAAUUGGAAUUGAAUCACAAAUAAACUUAUAUG
This is a messenger RNA of Schistosoma haematobium, 3418 nucleotides long. RefSeq lists its product as uncharacterized. Lineage: Eukaryota; Metazoa; Platyhelminthes; Trematoda; Strigeidida; Schistosomatidae. The record is from RefSeq and is a predicted model, not a curated record. Gene Ontology annotation, cellular component: plasma membrane. The coding region runs from base 2322 to 2879 and encodes 185 amino acids. The transcript has 9 exons.